Molecule: messenger RNA, 1530 nt
Organism: Closterium sp. Yama58-4
Lineage: Eukaryota; Viridiplantae; Streptophyta; Zygnematophyceae; Desmidiales; Closteriaceae
Source: the annotation of a GenBank genome assembly
AUGUGGCCAUUUGGCGUUGAGAAAGGGGUGGGGUGGCUUAGAAGAGGGAUUCCAGAUUCAAUCUCGGUGCCCCGUCAACAGCGGCGCCAGCAGCAACGUCUAAGCGGCGCCGAGAGCGGCGCCAACUGCGGCGUUUACUUACCUACCCUUUACCAGCAGCACGAGAUGGAGUUCUGCCCCACAUGCGCCAACAUGCUGCUGGUGGAGCAGGCACACAUGGGCCGAGAAGCGCGGUUCUUCUGUCAGACGUGCCCCUAUGUGUAUGGCAUCACCAGGAAGAUCUCAAGACGACAACUUGUGGUGCAAAAAGAGGUGGAUGAUGUACUAGGAGGGGAAGACGCGUGGAAAAAUGUCGACAAGACUGAAGCCUCGUGUCCCAAGUGUGGUCAUUCACAAGCAUUCUUCAUGCAAAUUCAAACCCGAUCUGCUGAUGAGCCCAUGACAAUAUUUUACAAAUGCUGCAACAUGAGGUGUGGUUACAGAUGGAAAGAAGGCUACGCGUUACACGCGGGCGGAAACAUGGCGCGCGCUCGCGGGUCUGCGCCUAUCCAGGUGCUGGUCCUUCUCCUCUCGCUUCUCGUCGCCCCAAGCCUAGGCAAGUCGCCGCCGCCUCCGCCCCACAGCCCCCCCCCUCCCCACAAGCCCCCCUCUCCCCACAAGCCCCCCCCUCCCCACAAGUCUUCCCCUCCCCCCGACGCCUCCCCCCCAACCAGCGCCUCCCCUCCAACCAAGGACACCCCUCCUCCAACCAAGGCCUCCCCGCCCCCUCCUCCCCCUGCCGCGGCACCUGCUCCGGAGCCUACUCUCUCCCCCUCCCCAACGCCCGCGCCGUCCCCAACGCCCGCGCCGUCCCCAACGCUCGCGCCUUCCCCAACGAACGCGCCUUCACCGGCGCCCGCGCCCGCGUUCGUCGAUUCGCCCAUCGCUCCACCCGUCGCUCCGCCCAUCCUUCCCCCUGUCCCCGCCCCGCAACCCACAACUGCGCCUGCCCCUACUCCAUCCUUGCCCCCCAUUCUUCCGCCCACGCCACCCCCCGAGAUCUCCCCGACCGCGUCACCCCCCGUGAUCUCUCCGCCCACACAGUCCCCGGAGAUCUCUCCGCCCGCGCUGCCCCCAGUUAUUGCUCCAGCUCCUCCGCCGGAAGGGGGCAAACCUCCGCCGAAAAUCCCGCCAGUGGAUUCCGCACCCCCGUCGGAGGCAGGAGCGCCGAAUCAGGACAAUUUUCCGGGUGGGGACUUUCCGGCGGACCAGUAUGUUCCGCCGUAUGGGGACUUCGCAUCUCCGCCGUUCAAUAUUGCCAAAUCUCUGACUCCGCCCGCGCCGCCGCUUCCGCCGCUGUCGCCGCCCCCGCCGACCCCUGCGGCGCCCGCGCCUUCGAGCGGACCGAGCGGCGGAGUGAUCGCGGGGACGGUGAUCGGAGUGAUUCUCGGAGUCGGCGCUCUGUCCUUCGGGAUCUGGAUCUGCGUGCAACGCUCGCGAAACGCCGCUCGCGCGGCUGGGCGCGGCGGUUACGGCGACGUGAACUUGUAA